AUGUGGAAGCUGGUAUUCAGCCUUCUAGUGGUUGUUGGCAUUCUGAAGCAAGGUAAGCCCUGUGUGUACUGAAAUUAAUCCAUUGGCAAAAUAUUGUCAACAGAUGCUGACUGCAAUUAAUUCAUCUCCUCCGAAAACUUCAGUGAAUUCAGCGGUGAUGGCAGAUACUGUGGUCAAUAAGGAUGAGGCCAGUGGCGGUGGAUCUGGCGAUCAAUCGGGUGACGGUGGUCACACUGGUGGAGACGGCGGUUCCGGCGAUGGCGUCGGCGGUGGAUCUGGCGAUCAAUCGGGUGACGGUGGUCACACUGGUGGAGACGGCGGUUCCGGCGAUGGCGUCGGCGGUGGAUCUGGCGAUCAAUCGGGUGACGGUGGUCACACUGGUGGAGACGGCGGUUCCGGCAAUGGCGCUCAGAACUUGUGCCUAUCCGGCGUUCAUACCGUUGCAGCGCUACUUGUUCUCGUUCUUUGCCUACAUUAA
Molecule: messenger RNA, 478 nt
Organism: Spirometra erinaceieuropaei
Lineage: Eukaryota; Metazoa; Platyhelminthes; Cestoda; Diphyllobothriidea; Diphyllobothriidae
Source: the annotation of a GenBank genome assembly